AUGAUCGAUGAUAGUCAACAGAAUAUAGCCCUGGGCGUGAUUGUCGCCUUUCCCAUCCUGGGAGGCAUUGCAGUUCUCCUUCGCCUCUGGAGUCGUUAUUUGGCGCGCUCUGCUCUCACCAGUGAUGACUAUCUUGUUUCUGCUGGAUAUAUCCUUGCAGUCAUCCAGUCUCUCACUUCGUGGUAUUACGUCAAAACCAACUACACAGGAAUUCACAUCUGGGAUGUUCCCAAAGAUUUCAAUCCUAAACAAGGACUCAUCUGGAACUUUGCCAACCAACUCCUCUACAACCCUGCCCUGACCCUAGUCAAAGUCUCUAUCCUCAUGUUUCUUCGUCGUCUCGAAUCCAAAUCUCGUCUUGUCAAAUCUCUCAUCUGGAUCUCCCUCGCCGUGACUAUCGGUCUCUGUAUUUCCGUCCUCCUCGUCGACCUAUUCCAGUGUAGUCCUGUCGCCUUUGUGUACGACAAGACCGUUCCUGGAGGGAAAUGCAUCCACCAAGGAGCAUUCUAUGUCUCCACUGCCGCCUUUAACCUCUUCACCGAUCUGCUCGUCCUCUCCAUUCCCAUCAUCAUUACCUGGUCUCUCCACAUGCCUACCCGCCGCAAGAUCGCAGUCUGCAUCAUCCUCUGCAUGGGUGUGGUCGCCACCGCAGUUGGAGUCUGGCGCAUCGUCAUGCUCGCAAAUGCCUUUUUCCCUGGCACACCCAGCAAAGACCCAACUUACAAUAUCGGAUUCUGCAGCUCUGCCGUCGAGGUCAAUGUCGCUGUCAUGACUGCUUGCGCUCCCUCCAUGAAAGCCAUCACCAGCAAAUAUCUUCCUCGACUAUUGGGAACAUCCCGAAACGGCAGCUCAGGCUAUGGAGCCAAUAACUCCUCUAGCCAGUACCGAUCAGGGAAACCCCAGCUCUACUCAAACAACACCGAUGACUAUGAAAUGGCGGAUCCGUAUCGAGCAGAUGUGGAUAUCAAGGCUGCAGCAGAUCGUGAAAUGAAAAAGUACAUACGGGGAGAUAGUCAUAGUUUGACUAGUGAAGAAGACGCUGAAGGGAGACUGGGAAUCAUCAAGACUACCGAUGUAUCGGUUCAAUAUGCAAAUGAAGAGCGCCAGGGAAGUGGUUCAAGGAAAUGGUUUAAUAGGAGGGCUAUCGUCGCUAGCAUGGAUAGUUUUAUUUAG
Messenger RNA from Aspergillus wentii DTO 134E9, 1173 nucleotides. RefSeq lists its product as uncharacterized. NCBI's taxonomy places the organism in Eukaryota, Fungi, Ascomycota, Eurotiomycetes, Eurotiales, Aspergillaceae. The record is from RefSeq and is a predicted model, not a curated record. Bases 1 to 1173 code for a protein of 390 amino acids. The transcript is spliced from 4 exons.